Alosa sapidissima (American shad) is the source of this 2404-nucleotide messenger RNA. RefSeq names its product ubiquitin specific peptidase 18 (gene usp18). Gene Ontology annotation, biological process: protein deubiquitination. Gene Ontology annotation, molecular function: cysteine-type deubiquitinase activity; cysteine-type endopeptidase activity. The coding region runs from base 205 to 1230 and encodes 341 amino acids. The record is from RefSeq and is a predicted model, not a curated record. NCBI's taxonomy places the organism in Eukaryota, Metazoa, Chordata, Actinopteri, Clupeiformes, Clupeidae. Gene Ontology annotation, cellular component: nucleus; cytosol. The transcript is spliced from 11 exons.
AGGAUGCUGUACCAUAGACGAAACAGAACUGAAAGUGAAAGUUGUAGUCGCUUCGCAGCAUGUAAACAUUAGGCUACACAAACUGUAUUUACUUGAACAAUUCCAGCGUUUUUUUAAGGACCUCUCAUUAGCUAAGCCUGCUUGCUUAGAUGCGUCAAAUAUAGCCUAACAAUAUUGAGUGACGCACAGAACAAAGGGAUCAAAAUGUCAAGGUUGUCUUACUUAGGCAUACACAUGUCUAGGCCUACCCGCCGGGACUACGUCUCAAGCAUAAGAGGUCUGAGGAAUUUUGGCCUAUCCUGCUGUGUGAAUGCUCUGCUGCAGUCAAUAUCUGCCACAGAGGAACUACUAAAGCUUCUUGACAGAUGGAAUCCAAGUGGUAAUUAUGAGGAAAGAAACAAUGUACCCCUGCUGCUAAGGAAGACUUUACAUUCCAUGCAGGGAGAAACUCCUCAACCAGCACCUCACUGCGAGUUCCUGGACUGCCUAGAUCGCAAUUCAAUCCCCAGAAAUGUGCAGCAUGAUGCAGACGAAGUCUUUCUCUCAAUCCUCAACCUCAUUCUGCAAAAGAUGACUGACACACAGCUGAAAGAGGAAAUCCUUGAGCUGUACAAGGUCAAAGUUGAGGGACAUGUGGUGUGUUCAGAGUGCACAUUCGAUCAUAAAGUCAACAGCUAUAUGCUCAGCCUUCCACUCCCUUUGCAAAAGGGACAGAAUAACUUGGAGGACUGCAUACAGACAUUCUUCAGGCAACAGGAGCUAAGUGGGGAAGACAAAUGCUACUGUGAGAGAUGUGGCGAGAAACAACGAUCCACUCAGGGGUUCAAACUCUGCUCCCUCCCCCAAAUCUUAUGUAUCCAUCUCAAGCGAUUCCGAUAUGAGGGCGGCUUCACUCAAAAAUUGCACUGCAAAGUCACUUUCCCUGACACACUCAACUUCAGCAGCAUUUUGGAUCCAGAUUGCAUUUCUGACGUUUUUAAAAAGGAUGAUUCACCUUACAGUCUGUAUGCAGUUGUGGUGCACUCAGGAACUGCCAUGUUUGGGCACUACACAGCCUAUAUUCAACCCCCAGGAGAGCAGACAUGGUAUUAUGCAAAUGACAGUCGGGUACGACAGGUGAACUGGGAUAAGGUUCAGAGUUCUUUUGGUGGACAAAAUGAUGGUGAUACGGCAUACAUGCUGUUAUACAGAAGACAGAAAACCAGUGAGGAUCAAGGAUACUCAGUUUGAAGGACACUCCACUACAUUCCUCUCACAUAAGAAGGUGCCAUAAGACAAUAUAGAUGACAAUGAACAUUUAAUCUUAAAGAGAAAAACAAAAAUAAGAGUACAGUUUGACCCAAGUUUACAUUAUUCCGUAGUUUUGUACUAUUUCUCUUAUCAAUUAUGAAAUGGCUUUCAUUUAAGGUUAUAUAUUAUACACAUUUCAAUGAAUCUUUGGUGUAGUAAUUGUGGGGAGAGGUUUUCUCAGGUUAAAAGUUUUCCAAAUGAAUGUUCUAUUUCUUUCCCUGAAACGAAAUUUCUCUCAGCAGUUCAUUUCUUAUUUCUUCAGUAGCAUGGUAAGAUACUUUAAAUCUAUGUAUGUUACAGCCUGUGUCUUGUGGGAGAUUGCUGGCUAUCUUAUGGAUACUAUAGUCUUCCACUAGGUGGUAGUCCUUAAUCAGAGGAAGACACACUCGCGACACGUCGCGUUGUCGAAUCAGAUUAGACAGUCUUAUGUCAGACAGUGUGAGGUGAGGUAGGGUUUGAAAAGAAUGCUGACUUCAAGUGUUUGUGUACUGGGGGGAAAAACCUGUACAAGGCCAGAAGUGGAGAGGAGAGUCAUGUCUGACCCUGAUGCAAAAAAGAUGUGACUCAUACUUGAGAAAACGAAGCCGUUCCUCUCAGUCUGUACAUCUCUUCUCUUAAUUUUAGUAUUAAUUUAGGUCCAGUUUCAUGUAUUCAAUGUGGAGUAAGGUCUCUUUUUUUUUUGUAAAACGAGAAGUACUUGCUAGCACUCCUAACUAUGACCAGCGACGCUAAUUGUUUGAUAUUGAACAGCAAGUUGAGUUUGCGGGUUUUUGCCCAAAACCUUUUUUCUUUUGUGCUGAAUCUAUAGAGAUCAUUGUUCUCUUUCACUUUUGUUUAGGAGGUGUGGGGUUGGUGGUGGUGUUGUGGAAAAAUACAACUUAGUUGCAAUAGACCAUUUAUCAAUCGUCAUAUACGAAGAUUCAAGAUAAGAGCUCUAAUUAUUUUGAUUAACGAGAAAAUAAUUUAACACUAUAAUUUACUACUCAAAUGUCAUGAUAAACGGUUGGGUAUUUUUACACUGAUUGUAUUACUUGGAGCUUUAAUGAAUAUUAAAUUGUUUGAAUAUUUAAUGUCUUGUAACAUAAACUCUGUUCCACAACUGUGGUUUACUGUG